Talaromyces stipitatus ATCC 10500 is the source of this 3869-nucleotide messenger RNA. Its product is annotated as cyclin dependent kinase inhibitor Pho81, putative. Gene Ontology annotation, biological process: glycerophospholipid catabolic process. The transcript has 10 exons. Bases 1 to 3138 code for a protein of 1045 amino acids. The record is from RefSeq and is a predicted model, not a curated record. NCBI's taxonomy places the organism in Eukaryota, Fungi, Ascomycota, Eurotiomycetes, Eurotiales, Trichocomaceae. Gene Ontology annotation, molecular function: glycerophosphocholine phosphodiesterase activity; protein binding.
AUGAACGAUCCGCUAACGUCGCUAGUCAAACGACCGAAGAAAUUCCUUGCACUCUUCCCCCGUGUAACAUUCAAGAUGAAGUUCGGAAAGCAGAUUCAGCGCAGGCAACUCGAUCUUCCUGAAUAUGCGGCCAGUUUUGUCAACUACAAAGCUCUGAAGAAGCUUAUCAAGCAUCUAAGUGCAACCCCAACGAUUGCAGCGCAGGGUGCCCCUCCGGCCGAUCUUGAUCCCCAGUCUGCGUUACGCGCCAAUAAAGAAGUCUUCUUCUUCCGUCUGGAGCGCGAGAUUGAAAAGGUCAACGAAUUCUAUGUGCAGAAGGAGUCAGAGUUUUCUACACGGUUGAAGACGCUCUUGGAUAAGAAACGCGUCGUGCAGUCUCGUACCCAUGCCGAUAAAAAAGCACCUACGUAUUUCGUCUCACUUUUCGAGGGCUUUUUGCAGUUCGACAGUGACUUGAAUAAGCUGCAGCAAUUUGUCGAGAUAAAUGAAACGGCCGUUUCGAAAAUCCUGAAGAAGUCUCGAAUGAAAGAACUGUACCUGCAACGUGCUGUCGAGGUUCAACCAUGCUUCAAUCGAGAGGUUCUCCGCGACCUGUCAGAUAGGGCGACCACAGUACGGUUGGAUCUGGAAGCCUGGGCCGAGGGAGAAAACAUCCGUUUUGAUGUCGCUCGUGCAACUGAACGGGCAGAAACAGCUUUGAAAGAUGAAGAUGAGCAGACAGACCUUCAGGUCCUCCAUAUGGCGGCUGCAGGAAAUAUGAUUGCACUACAAGAGUGGAUUACGAAACUUAGGACCACACCAGACUCUCGUGAUCGAAUUACUCGUCUGUUCUUGUCUGCUGUUACCGACUUUUCCGACGAGAUUCUAGGGGCUAUUUUAGAAAGUGGUCUAGUGGACUUGCAUGCAGAAGAUGACAUUAACGGACGAAAUUGUCUCCACGAGGCGGCAAUCUCAGGCCGGACAUAUGUGUUUGAGGCCGGUCUCAAGAAUGGGGUUGACAUUACCAGACCUGAUGUUUACGGUAGAAUCCCGCUUCACUAUGCUUGUAUACAUGGACGUGUGGAAAUGGUGCGGAAACUUCUCUCUGCCGCCCCCGAUACGGUGAAUAGUCUCGACCACGAUAACUUCACACCCCUCAUUCACAGUAUCGUGCGAAAUCGGUUGGAAUGUGCAGAGCAAUUGCUGAAUAACCAAGCAAGGAUUGAUCCUACUUCUGAAUCCGAUCAUAUCCCCCUCAAUCUUGCCUGUCAGCAUGGAACAGUCGCUAUCGCCAAAGUGUUACUACAGAAGGGAGCGUCUCUACUUCCAGACGCCGAGGGCCUCUAUCCUCAGCACCUCGUCGCUCGCUCUGGCAAAGCGCCAGAACUGCUGACAUUGCUCAAGGAGCACGGUGCGGACUUAAAUCAGAACGACAAGCUCUACCAAUGGACUCCAUUAUUUCACGCCGCCAGUGAAGGUUGUGUAGCUUGUCUUCGCAGCCUUCUUGAGCUUGGUGUGGAUACCACUAUUCUAGACGAAAAAGGAUUGUCUGCUAUGUACUACGCUGCGUGGGAAGGGCAUCUUGAAUGCAUGGCUCUCCUCUGGUCAAAGCGAGAUCCAUCCUUACCUCAUCGUCCUCUUAUCAGCCAUCAGGUGGUACCCCAGACUAGUGGCGCAACAACUGGUUAUGAUGGUUUUCGCACCGAUACUGGUCCAUCAGCAUUCAGUUCUGAAGGUCCCGACGGUAUCCCUGAUCUUGAACUUCCUCCUCCUAUCAUCCCGCUACGGCGUUACGGCCAUAACUUCCUUGACACCAAGGCCUUUGUCCAGAUUUAUUUCGACACAUCUAAUCGUGGGCCCAUUGUUUUCGACCGAAGUGGGCGGCAUCCGGCUUCUCGUCUUACCAUGUCUUCGAAACUGUCAGAUGUGAUACCUCGCACUAUCAUGCUUCCCAUCCAGGAGGACUCGCGAAUCGUCACAUUCCAGGUGGAUACGUUGGAGAACUUUGUUAUUGAGUUCGAGAUAUUCCCCACCUUUGGUUCAAAGGUGAUAGCAAAAACCGUGGCACUACCGUCACUCUUUUCAGCAGAGAAUUCAAGUGCAGGUAGCUGCUCGCUGCCGCUAUUUGACCCAAGAUUGCGCUCGAUUGGCCAGAUUCGCUUCGAUUUCCAAGUCAUCAAACCCUAUUAUGGUGACCCGCUGGAGAUUACACACUUUGCUACUUACUGGAAAGCAACCAACGCAAUUGAUGCUGAUCAUAAUGGCUUGAUCACUGGCUCAAGUUUAUCCGGGGAUUAUGUGCAGCUCUUUGUACAGCUUACAAAGGACAGGAAACCUGUACUUCAUCCUCUAUUUUCCAUUAACCACUUCGGCAUCGACAUACCUAUCUGCACGAUCACCUACGAACAAUUUCAAAGAGUCGCCCGGGAACGUGGUAUCGACACUAAUGCAGUACUUGAGAGUCUGCAUUCUAAGACUCCGAGUGACAUAGCUUCCAUUCACAAACAGCUUGCAAACUCCUUCUUGUCUUUGCAGGAUGUCCUCUCACAUCUCCCUACCAGCAUCAAUGUCAAUCUCACCGUUAUCUACCCACCGGCUUCUGAAGAAAAGAAGCUCAGUCUAAGUUCUCUAGCGGACAUAAACACCUUUGGGGACUGUAUUCUCCAUGUUGUCUUCGAUCACGCCAGGGCAUCACGCCAAAAGAGCCCGGACUUUAUGCGCUCAGUUGUCUUCACGUCGUAUAACACUAGCAUUUGCACGGCCUUGAACUGGAAACAACCCAAUUAUCCGGUACUCCUAUGCAACGAUUUGGGGCAGAUUGGGGACUUCACUCGAGAGGUCAGCCCGUCCGCUGCAAUCCCAUCUGAUGGUCACACUUCCAUGUCGAUCAAGGAAGCUGCACGCAUAGCCCAAUCGAAUAAUUUCAUGGGCUUGAUAUGCCGGUCAACUCUAUUGAACGUCAUGCCGGCACUCAUUGAAACAAUUAAAGAACAGGGUCUCGUACUCAUUGCCGACACAUCCGAUGAGACAUCAACUCCACCAUCGAAAACAACAUCACUAAAAUCGGCCACGGAAUGGGCAUAUAGGACGCCGGAAGGCGUAAACGGUGUAAUGAAAGCAACCGGAGUACUUCGCUUUAACGAAAGCAUUGAUAUGUGAUAAUGACAGACUAUAUACCGAGGCAGUUGAAUUAAGAGGAGAAAAGGAAGUAAAACACUUUUCUUAUGGCUCAUGAUACCUGUUGAUUUUUCUUGAUAGAUGACGAAAGGGUGGCACAUUUGUUAGCUGUUGGGUGCAUUUCGUUUUUUUUCUCUUUUUUUUUUUCAAAAUAGUCAAAUCAUCUGGCGUGGGUCGACGUGUCAUAGAAAGUUGACUCACAUAUCGCUCGGCGUUGUUUUGAGGGACCCAGCCUACAACGUGCUAUUUCAGGAAGGUGUAAAGCUCUACAGAGCCUGCAAGAUGAGUUUGGUUUUCGUACGAAUGGUCUUUCUAUCUAGAAUACAUAAGUUGAGUUGAUAAGUUGGUAAAUGCAAACUUGACGCGGCCUACAUCUUCUAAUCCAUCCAUCUAUUUCAGUGGUGUUUGUUUCGAUAUUUCUGCUUGUGGUCGUAUGAGCAAAUGUAAAGAGCGGAGGAAAAUGAAGUGGUGAUACAAUACGUCAACAAAAUUCCAGACAUAUAGGCUAGGAUGGUGUAUUAAAUCAAGAUAGGUAGAUUGGGAGAUUGGUCAGUAAGCAAGUGAGGAGAUUUCUAUUUGGCGGCCUUGGGAGUCUUUUUGCCAAUAUUCCAACCCCAGCUUCGUAGGGUUUUGACGACUUUGGGCGUCACGGCGGCUGUGAGCGGGACCCGGAAGAAGAUGAAGCUUUUGUGGACGGCGUAUGCUAUUGCGAG